Messenger RNA from Rhineura floridana, 2060 nucleotides. RefSeq lists its product as uncharacterized. NCBI's taxonomy places the organism in Eukaryota, Metazoa, Chordata, Lepidosauria, Squamata, Rhineuridae. The record is from RefSeq and is a predicted model, not a curated record. The transcript is spliced from 15 exons. Bases 1 to 2025 code for a protein of 674 amino acids.
AUGAUACUUAUUGCUCGCUUUUACCACUGGCCCAGUGGGAGUGCAGUACCUGCACCUUGGGACAAGGGAUUCAGGACUCAACAUCUGCCACUACUAAGGAGUGAAGAGUGGCUAGCUGCCUGGGCUGUGCUCAGACUGACCAAGCUGUAUGAAUCCUGUAAAGUGAUGGUUACAGGUGCAAUGAAGAAAGGGGAACCUGGGAUGCCUGUCUGGAACACAGGGACCCAUACGCUGACUCUGUAUCAUGGCCCUGUGCCACCUGUGGCAGCCUUGUCAGCAGUGUCAGCAGAGCAAAAGCAUUGUGGCUUCAAGAUGUACGGUGAUGCUAGCUUGAGAUUGCACAUCUUCAGCACCCAGAAACCUGAGCUACCCUUCCCACCAGAGUCACCACUCACACUUGACCCAGCAAAAACCUGCCCUCAUGAAGCUUUUAUCCAUCAUGUCAGGAAGACCCCUCCUGUGGAACUUUUCAGUGAUGGAGAUGGCUUUGACCUAUACAUCGAUGGAGCCCGCUUUCUGCCUGAUGAUGUCACUGUUACCAGGGUUGCUGCUCGCAUCUUCACCAGUGAUUUCAGCCAAAUUGGCCCAGACAUUUUCACUGGGAUUGAUCUGAAUAGCAGCAUCUUUGAUCCACUUUACAACUACUCAGUCAAAAUCCGAGAGGCAAUUAUACCACCUUGUGCAACUCUCCUAUUAAAGAUUUAUUCCAUCAGUCGUUUGACCUCUGAGCUCAUCCAGAUUGGUUGGGCAGCUCUCAGUGUUUUUGUGGAAUGUGGAACACACACAAUACCUGAACCAGGGGGCCAGGGGAUCCAGGUCUCCCUAAAUGAUGGUGCUCAUCAGCUCCGUAUUUUUCACAAUGGUCCCUGCCCAGAUCAGCCCUUCUCUACCAGUUCCCUGACCACAGUAGGACGGUAUGUGCCCUGUGCAACUCUGCUAGUGAGGCUUAUCAAGGCACCUGUAAAUUCCAACCAUCAAACCUUGCAAAGGAACAUGGUCCCCUGGAAGAACUGGGCCAAGCUGGGCCUCUUCCAGUCCAGGCCUGACUAUUCUGAUGUGGUCUAUUACUCAGAUUCAGCCAAGCCUACCGCUGGAGAAAGUUGCCUCUAUGAAGUCAUGGGAAACAGAUCAGCUGUUUCAGUUCGGGAAAUUGUUCAUCAGCUUGAAGGUCAAAAGAGCCUAACCACAGAUGAGGAAAUCUGCACCUGGAUCCACCAGAAACUAACCCGGGUGGCAGGCAGCAGGCCACAGCCUUUCAAUCUUACCUGUAUCUCCAGAUACAUUCCUAGCUACGGCAUCAAGUUUGCAUUGGACAGGGGCAUGAACUUACCAUGGUCUGGUUUGACAGUGGCCCAUUUCUGCUUCAACCCACCUGGGGCAUGUUACUUUGGAGCUCAAUGGCAGAAGUACGAUUAUCCCAUCUUUGUUGAGGAGGUUGACAAAAACAGUUACCAACAAUGGCCUGCAUGGCUUGAUGGCUUCAAGUCUUGUCCCCACAGGGUUUACCAUGAAUAUUCAACCAUUAUUAUCCACCUGUACCAAAGUGUGGUGAAUGCUGCCCAAGAUGCUUUGGGUGAAAAGGAAAAUGUUCAAACCGCACAGAGAAGAGCCAUGCUAAAGGGGGGAAAGUUACAUUACAGUCUGAGAAGCAAGGCAUGGACUGCUCUUCAUGUGUUCUCUAGAGGUUACUGCAACACUGGAAUUUACCAACUGCCCUUAUACCAGGGGACUCCCAGCCAGAGCACCCUGACUUCCUUAUCUGAAGGGAAAUGCAUCAGCAUUAUGAACAGAAUGCUGCAGAAGAAAGAGAUCCAAUUGGUCCCAGGUGCAUCUGUGGUUGUACGUGUUGCUGAUGGAAGAUGGGAUAACGAACUCAGAUAUAAAUCAUGGGAGAUUGAUCAAUCAUAUCUGCCAAAGACAACAGAUCUAUAUGACAAGGAACCCUCUGGAGGAAAAAUUACAGAAUUAAUACCACAGAAGACAUCACAAAAACAGACAAGGCUGAUGGCUUUGGAACAGCUUUAAAGGAACAAGGCACUUAGCCCAUACAUCAUCUAUUG